UAGACCUCAUUCACAUAGACACAUUCGCCUACGUAACAGUAAUAGACUUACGAUUCGGAAAUUGGAAAAAAAUAAGCGGGAAAUCUAAAGGGAGCGCAACGUUGCAUAAUUCGAGUUUGUUUUUGGUACGUUUCUACCUUUUCAUUCUUUUUCUACCCCAUGUUCCUUGGAUCCUGAUCCGCGAUUCCGAGAUCCCAAGAUCCCGAGACAAAAAAGAUGUUCGACACCACCCUCGGCACCGUAUUGGCCCUACUGGCCCAGCUUAUCUGGCUGAUUGUUACCCAAGUCAUUGGUUUGAUGCUCCAGCAUCCGCUGGUCACUUCAGGAUUCUGUCUGGCUGUGGGCGUGGCAUGCCAGGCUGAUCAGGAGGCGCUCAGGGAGGGCUACCAGCGGAUUCUGCUCUGGAUGAAGAUGCCAUUCCGCUUUACUUGUGGGAUCAGUUCCGGCUCUGAGUGUCUAUCACUGAGCUAUGGCUACGACAUGGAUCAUGGACCACACACCUGGUUGGGCAAGCCGGUAGGGCCUGGCUGCCGCUCCCUGGAGGACGAGCCGUGCUUCCAGAGCCCGGUGAACAUAGACGAGAGCCAGAUCCAGCGCCUGGCCAUCCGGGAGCUGCUCAACUGGAACCACUACGACGACCUACCGGCCAGCAUCCAGCUGGAGAACACUGGCCAGACCCUAGUGCUGCGCGCCCAGUUCCAUGGCAAUGCUCCGACCAUCAGUGGAGCCGAUCUCCUGGCCAGCUACACCUUUCUGGAGCUGCGCUUCCACUGGGGCUGGUGCAACAGCGAGGGAUCCGAGCACACUAUCAACCACCGCAAGUUCCCGCUGGAAAUGCAGGUGAUGCACCGGGCGGGAUCAGGAGUGCCCCGAACCUGUACCAGCAGCUACGAUCUUCUGAUGAUUGGUUAUGUAUUCGAGCUUUCGGCACACAAUCCGUUCCUGGAUCCAUUGGUUCAGAAUCUGCGCCUGGUGCAGCAACCGGGGAAGCGCGUGCAGAUCCCGCCCUUCCCACUCUCCUACUUGAUGUACGCAUUCCGCACCGGAUUCUACUCUUACGGCGGCUCGCUGACCCACCCGCCCUGCUACCAGGGCACCGAAUGGUUCAUUUUCCCCGAAUCCCUGGCCAUCAGUGACUUUCAGCUUCGCCACUUCCGCCUGCUCCUGGGCUCGGACGGAAUAUCACCCAUUACCCGUAACUGCCGCCCAGUCCAGCACAUGGGCAACCGGGUGGUCAACCUUAACUGCUUCUGCCCCUACGAUGCCGCCCAACUGGCCCGACUGCACGUGGAGCUCUGCCAGCAGCAGGCUCAGGAGGAACAGGAGGAGCGCCUGGAGCAGGAGCAGCAAGAGCUGCUCGAACGGGAGAGACAACUGCAGCGGGAGCGGGAGGCGGCUGCCAUCGCCGCAUCCGAAGAUGAGGGCCAGCUGGUGGAGACCAUCGACACCACAACCAUUAUUACCAGCAGCAGCAACACUAGCCUCUGCAUGACUACUUUGAUGCGCAAGGACUCGCCGCAAAUCAAGGAACAGGAACAGCCACAGGCUCCGGUGACCAUCGCAGCGGCCGUGCCGCCACAGAUACUCCAUCGACCGCCUGGAAUUGUGAUUUUCAGCGGUUGCAACGAGGCCAAAUCCCUGCCCGGAAAGUGCGGCCUUCAGAUGGAUGCGUCGGAGGAGCUGAUGGGCAGGGAGGCACGAGGGCCAGGUGUGGGCUUGGGCGUGGGGGUGAACCCUAGCCAGAACGGCUGCAAGGCCGAUGCCAUUUGUGGCGUUGGCGAUGGCGUCAACAUCGGACUACGCAUUGAACUCUGCGAAUAGGACUGCCUCCCGCCCUAGCCCGGGAAGCCAAAGACACUCCAGUUGUUGUCCUAGCUGCACGCGGAAUAGGAGCUCUCUAAGGGGAACUGGAAAUGGACAUGGAACAGUCUAGUCAAGGCCGAAUGGGGGCCAGCUGCUGCUCUCCAUGCAGGGAACUAAUUGAAUCGCGUGCGCGUGGAUUAAACAAGUUGCGUUUAUAUUUUCUGAAGCAUAA
Drosophila ananassae is the source of this 2035-nucleotide messenger RNA. RefSeq lists its product as uncharacterized. Bases 217 to 1821 code for a protein of 534 amino acids. The transcript has a single exon. The record is from RefSeq and is a predicted model, not a curated record. Gene Ontology annotation, cellular component: cytoplasm. Gene Ontology annotation, molecular function: carbonate dehydratase activity; zinc ion binding. NCBI's taxonomy places the organism in Eukaryota, Metazoa, Arthropoda, Insecta, Diptera, Drosophilidae.